AUGCUUAGCAAAUGGCCCUCACGAUUGUUCUUGUUGUGUUUAUAUAUGGACGUUAUAAGCGCUAUGACUGGAGCGGCUUACAAAGGUGGCAACACAACUAAAACAACAGGUGACAUACGCGAUGAUCGAAACUAUAAAAAUGAAAAGGAAAAACGUUUUUCUGUUGACUUCAUUCCGAAGAAACGAGUGGUCUAUUCCUUCGUAACAGACAGAAACCGAUUUGUACCAAGGACACCUCGUUUGUAUCGCGCCUACAUUGUAAAACGCCCGUUGCUCGUUCGACAAACGACGGAAAACGCCCAAGGGCGUCAAACCAUCCCUUAUGCAGAUGCAUUUUCCACAUUCCCAAGCGAACAGCUAUUCAGGGAUCACACAAUUGCAGCACAGCCAGUUUUUUACUAUCAAGAACCAAAUGAACAGCAGCAACUGACGGACCUUGAGGAACCUUUGCAAGAGGAGACAUUUCCCGAAGUACCGGAGGAGUUUUCAGGUACGAUUGAACGGCAGGUUGAUUUUUAAGUGUCAUGGUUAAAUAUAAUUAAAUUCUGGUAUAAAUGCCAAAUGCUGAAUUGUACUCCACACGGCGCUAAUUUAAUGGCAAUUUGAUUUGAAUGUUGCGCAAUAUACAUACACGAUUCAUUGUGUUUUUGUGUUUUGCUUUUAAUUUGAGGUUAAAUAUUAGAAGAAGUCUCUUCUAAACGGUGUUGGAAACAAGCGGCUGGCGGUCAAUCCUAUACGUGCGUAGCCAGCAUUGCUCUGACUAAUUUCUCAGAAUGCAGAAUAUUCGCAUUUUCCAACCAGAUAAUUAAUGAGAGACAGAAUACCUUUUAUUGGUGCUUUAACAAAAAGCCAACAAUAGUAUGAAGAGUAAAGCUAAGCGGAAAUAAUGACUCCACUAUAGCAAUUGAAACGAUUACUAAUUAAAAAUUUUUUUUCCUCACGGAGUGAUGAUGUUAGGAGUAACAUGUACAACAGUCGAAAAUUUAGAAUAAAAGUUCCCCUUUCACUUGUUAUGGUCAGUAACAGCGAAAUCCCAGGCACCACCUGUUUCAUUUGCAACGCUGGGAAAUAUUGUAAACUACAUUAUGGGCUGUUCAUAUCAGCAGCAUGGUUUAAAAUAAAAAUAUUGUUCUAAUGAGGCCUUUAAACUGCUGUUUAGAAAAUAGAAUCUUAUUUUUCUAAACAGCAAUUAAAAACAUUUCUAAUAAAUUAGCAAACUUUUGCAUCAAGGAAGAAAAGUGAAACUGAUCAUUUGUGAUACCAUACCGAAAACCCUGACCUCUUAAUUGGUUAAUGAGUGUAUCGUACAAAACUUGUAUUGGAAAACAAAACAAACAAACAAACAAAAAGUGGAAAAAUACACGGAAUGUGACUGUAUUUGCAAGGUUUAUUGUUUGGAUAUGACAUGAAACACUUCCUCUCGUGUUUGACAAAUGACGUUGUCGUGUUUUGAUCUAAAACAAAAUUAAUGGUUUUUCUUGUAUUUGUUACUUCUAUUUUUUGCCUUUUUUUUACUUCUCGGUGAUAAACAGUUAAACCACUUCUCGGUGUCUCAAUGGUAGACUAAAGACUUACUCAUGUAUUACUGAAAAUACCUCAAGUAUUACAUAUCCGUCUCCACAGUCCACAUUGAUCGUUGUCAUCCUAAUCCAUGCUAUAAUGGUGGCCGCUGUAGAAGACGUAGACAUGGAAGAUUUAGGUGCAUUUGUCAUCGAGGAUACAGUGGAAGACUCUGUGAAGGUAUUCAUUCCUAUUCAAAAAAAUUAAUGAAUGUUCAGUAGGCAUAUUAGAGACCCUCCUCAGUUUUUUCCUGCCAAAGCGCAAACCGCGAACUUAUAUAAUCAAUUUAGUUUGCAGUUUCGCGUUGUCAGGAUUUCGAGUUUUAGCAAAGCAUUCGUGGUUUAGUGCCGCCAUUUUGUUUUUCGUCAAGCCGCAGUGCUUCACUUUCAUCGGCCAAAAGACAUGAAGAACUCAAUGAUUCGAGUUCAAAAUUCUAACUGGCACAUAACAGGCUAGUGAAGAAGCCUACUGAUCUCUUGCCUAAACGUGAGGCUGUACAAUUUUAAAGGCAAAAACCUCGCUGUAAAUCACUUACCGCUGGAAGCUCUUCCUGCCGUUGAAACGUGAACUGCAAACUGCAAACUUGACCUCAAGACCGAGGUGACGUGACAUCCUCAGGUUUGCCGUUUGCUGUUAACCAUGACCGUUAACCAAUCUACUGUCCGAUUGAAUGCGCGGAUUCAAGGUCCCAAAUUAUUCCUCUUUGCAGUUGUGCGAACAAAAUGUAAACCAAACCCCUGUUUAAAUGGAGGAUCAUGCACCGAUGUGAAGGGAGGAUUUGAAUGUUCAUGUCCAUAUGGCUACAAAGGAGAAACUUGUGAUCGUAAGUGUUCUACUAUCAGGCGCACCCAAGGAGAAUAUACUUCAAGACCACUUAAUCAUAGCUUUGUUAAACGUAUUUUAGUAUUUAAACGGUAGAUAUAGGCAUAUUUUUAUCCCCUAAAAAUUUUUCAUCUGUUCGGAUUUCCUAGCUGAAAGUCCAGUGAUCCGAAAAUUAUGGGGAUCAAAACUUACCUUUUCGAAAAUUUCAGCCAGCAAAAAGGCUCCGGAAAAUUCUAGAUCUCAAAUCGGCCUUCCGAACAGAUAUUUUCCAAAAAUUGACGUUGGGUGCCCCUGUACUAUUACCUUAUCAUAGGAAAUUAAAGCUCCAUGAAAUUAACGCGAAUCGUUAAAAUUCGCGUUAAUUUAAGUCGCGUUAAUUUUGUUGAGCGUUAAUUUCUGCGACAUUAAUUGUGUGCAGCGUUAAUUUCCGCGUUUACAAUAUUUCGAGUUCAUCCUCAUCGUUGUCGCUGUCAGAAGUGAUGUCAACUCAGUUUUGAAUUUUUUUGCAUCCAGUGUUGAAAUAGAUUUCUUCCAGUUGUCACCACCAACUGUCUUAAUCGCGUUAAUUUCCUUUAUUGUGAAAUUCUACCUCCUUUUUCGCGUUAAUUUUCUUUAUUCGAAAGCCGUUUUCCAUUAAAUUCGCGUUAAUUUAAGUCGCGUUAAUUUCCAAUACCUUAAUUUCAUGGAGCGUUAAUUUCCUAUAAUAAGGUAAACUACCCUCUUUACCCACAGGUAUCGACGGUCUACAGAGUUUUGCUUGCGAAGCUUCAUUUUUUUUUUGGCUGGUCAAACUGGAUCAAAGUUCGUUAUUACGAUUAGCCAUGUUUAAUUACUUGCUAAGCGCUUUCUGUUUGUUAUAGGGCUAAUAUAUUUGGAAGUUUAAGCAGCCACGCCGACGUCAGCGACAUAGUCAUAAAAACAGUUGAUUUUAUGAGCAAAAUAAAAGGUUCUGCAAGUGUAUCACAUUUUUUGUUACCUGAUUUCUCAUUGACCUCCACUGAACUGGUACGACGUAAAACUUGCAACGGCGACUAUUCGUGGAGGACGUGGACACACGCCACGACUACAAAUUUUUGAUACGCUUUUUUUAGUUUUAAACACCUAAGGAAUCAACUCUAAGAAAAUUUUCCACUUUCGACAAAAUGAGAAAGGCUUAUGUUCGCUGUUAAUAAGCUCAUUAUCUGCUUUGCUUAUAGGGGAAGCUAUGUGCAAAAAUAAUCCAUGUCAAAAUGGGGGCUCAUGCACAGAAUUGGACAACGGCUUUCAGUGCAGCUGUUUACCAGGAUAUCGCGGUAGAAAAUGUCAAGGUAAAUUCAAAGUGAUAAUCAGUCCGUAUUGUUCAUAUUUUGUUCGUAAAGCUAAUUUUUGCAAUCUGUUCGUGCGUGUAUUAAUAUAUGUUUGUGUUACUGCUCGUUUGGUCACUUGUGUUUUGUUGUUACGAUCGGAAUUAAGUUUUACAGAUGCCAUACCAACAAACUGGUUCGUUAUUUUUUAAUACUGAUCUAUUGCAGAAAAUAGCUACUGUUACCAAAACCCUUGCAAAAAUGGUGGAACCUGCACCGAAACGGACACUGGAUUUGAGUGUAUUUGCACUGCCCAAUGGAGCUGCAUCGAUUGCAGCUGUACCGGUAAGCCUUGCAUUCUUCUCUCUAGGUUUAUUGAACGAGCAGAGCGAGCAGAAGUCAGGGAGUGAACUUUCUACGAACUAUCGAGGUCCAAACAUCUUCCAAUUUGAAAUAUACACAGAAUAUACCACAUAUGCUUACCGGGAAAGUUCCUGGACAAAUUUGCUUUUCCUAACAGUUGUAACACUGAUUAACCUACAGGCACAGCCAAGCAUUCAGAACUGGAGUAUUGUUUCCCAAGUCCAUGCCAAAAUGGUGGAAGCUGUUUUUCAACGCACAACGGAUAUAAGUGCUUGUGCAGGCAAGGAUACAAAGGAAAUAACUGCGAAGGUAAAAAGAGAAACUUUUUGUUAAGUAUUUUGCUAUAGAAAAUGUAACUAAAAUGAAUGUGUCAGUUCUUGAGGUUUUUCAUGUGGCAUGAAGAGGUCCCCGCGAAAAGGUGCGCAUGUUUCUUUGGUUCCUUUUUUAUUUGCUUCCGUGUUUUCUAUGUAGAAAUUUAAAGCUUUGCUUUAUUUAAAAAAAGUCAGGCUGAAAAAUAAGUUUUGAACAAAAUUAACCGGAUCAAAUGAAGAGGCCAUGACAAAGUAAAUAUUAGGAGCUAUGAUAAGCAGCUGUAAUAGGGAGCAAGGAUUAUCACAAUUGCUAGUGCCCGGCCUUCUGUGUGACAGGUUCCGAGUUCGAUGUCCUGGUGUUACCUCGAAUCCUUGUUUCUACUUCUCUCCUUUCCGUGUAGAUUUAAGUAGCUUUUAAUUCCUGUGUAAAACGGAGCACUUACGGAAAGAAGGGGGGUGGGGACGUAGAAUGAGGGUACGGUCGGCCUCAGGUUUGUCAGUUUAAGCACUGCUAAGAGUAACCGACGUAAAAUAAAGACCUUUUGUGAAGGCUAUCGUAAUUAGAAAAGGAAUUUUGCAUAGAAUUGUGUUAAGAUACGUUAGGCCGGCAAGUACAAAUAGCGGGUUACAGGUCACACGGUGCAGGUUAAAAAGACACUCAGGUCAUGAUAAAACGGUGAAUAAACAAUACUAUAAGUGUCAUCCAGCCCGAGACCUAAUCACAAUCCGAAAUGGGGGAAACUGCUUUUCUCAGGUAUUUAUCAAUAUAGCAGUGGUCUGUACUUGUGACAUGGGCGGCUUGCUAAAUGCAGAUAUGAGCGGUGACAUUCCCUUUUCUCUCGUUGUUUCUUUCAGCUCCGGAGUAUUGUACAUCCGCACCUUGUCUGAACGGAGGGACUUGUAAAGAAACAGUAACUGGCUACAGCUGCCACUGUAAAAGCCGAUUUCGUGGGGAUAACUGUGAAGGUAUACAGAGGUGUUAAAAGAAAGAUCAUGGUGUUUUUUUGCUGAAACAAUAUCACUAAUUUGGAUUCACAAUAAUGAUAAUGUUAAACUUUGGAUAACUGUAAACAAACUCUCUCGUUAAUAUUUGUGUUUCUACGCAAAGCCACUUUCGUGUAUUCCACAGGUGUCAUCGUUAAACUUUACAACAACUAUGAUCGAAUGUUUUCUAAUCAUCCUUAUCAUUAUAAACUAAAAAAAAUUCUCCCUAUUUGAAUCUUCAGUGGAAAAUCAUUGUCGGCCCACAAAUCCGUGUGAACACGAUGGCCUGUGUGUUGAGACGGAGGAUGGAUAUAAAUGCAGAUGUAAAGUUGGUUAUAAGGGAGUUAACUGCGAAGGUAAAUCUCAACAUUUAAUUUAAAAAAUAGAAAAAGGUAACAAUUGAAAAAUAAUUUCAGGUAGAGUAUACUUGUGAGCUCUCUAAUGAAAAGUAAUUUUUUCUUGUUGUUUCUCAUUUUCAUAAUCUCACUUUUUCUUCAUCUCAUAAGAAAAGGACUAUUGCACCCCAAACCCAUGCAAACACGGCGGAUCAUGUACCGAGGAAGAGGGAGGAUAUUCAUGCGCAUGUCAAGUAAACUUCAGAGGAGAGAUAUGUCAAAGUACGUGCUUUUAUGUAUGUGUUUUGCUUUUGUUUUUCUUUUAAUAAUUAAAAGCUGUGACGUUAUUUAAGUCACUAAAUAACUUUUUAGCGAAAGGCAAGCUACAAUCAAGCUGAACUGUGACAGUAGCUUCAGGCCAAAGAAAGCACACGUAUGGACAAAAGAUGGUUGAAAGCUAUAACCUCUGCACGUAAGAUAUUAUUGCUAGUCCCGCCUGAAUGGGAGACAAACCUGUCGCAGGGGCCAGUACCCUAAAAUGAAGUCGCUAGUACGCAUGUACCACUGUUCCUUCACAACAAAAUUUACUGAAAGCACACAGUUAGAAAGCUUUUUGUUUUCUGAUUUUUUCGUUUAGUUCAGGAUAUGUGUGCCUCUAAUCCCUGUCUGAAUGAAGGAACAUGUAUCGAUAUGGAUAACAACACAUUCAAGUGUCUGUGUAAGGGAGGCUGGAAAGGACUCAACUGUGAAGGUAUAAGUAGCGAUGUUUGCCUUUUAACAAGACGCUGCUGGAGCGUAUAGUUGGGCACACAAAUAAGUUCAUUUUCAUUGAUAGAGAUUUACCUCUCUUUGCAUCACCACAACUAAUUGUCAUUCUAAAGGUUAAAAAUUAUUUCAAAAUUCAUUUUAGAGAAAGACUUUUGUAUCCCAAAUCCCUGCAAAAACGAAGGUCACUGUAUAUCACAUGGAUUCUCAUUCGAAUGUCACUGCUCGCUUGGCUAUAAAGGAAAGCACUGUGAAGGUAUGGUAUACAGGGAUAUAGUUGUUAUGUUAGUGAUGGCUGUUACAUUCAAUGAGUUCAUUGCAAAAGAAACUGAACCGAAUUUUGGAAAAGAAACAGAGAAUAUCGUCAAGAAAGAGAAUAAAAUAUUCACACUCUUCCCUAUUUUCAAAUGUCCUUGCUUACCUUUCUGCCUCAUUGCCGAUGAAAUCCCGAGAAAUAGCAAUAAAACCUAAGAAACAAACUUAUUAAAUUCCCCUUUCAAAACGAAUAUGACUUUACAGCCGUUUUGAGUGUGUUUACAACCUAAACGCCAAGGUCCGUAUAAAUGCAUGGAGAACGUAGGCAAAAAAGGGUUUGUUUUAUCAAACACACUAAUUAUUUGUAUGGUUUUGUUUGUCAAGCUAAGGACCCUUGCAGCCCUAAUCCAUGUCAUCAUGAUGGCCAGUGUCUCAUCAGUGGAGAGAAUGACUUUGAAUGUGAUUGUGCUAAAGGAUACACCGGACUUAAGUGUGAACGUAAGUUAGUCUCGCGUCUGCUAAAAAAUAGUACUCGAAAAGUGACACCCUUCUUUCAUACAAGGGUUGUAUGCGGUGCCACGCAAGCAUAAGAACAAGCAGUACAAUUAAGAAGAUGUAUUAGUUAGUAAUAUUGUACAAGUUACCGAGUCCGCGCGCGUAUAUGCAUAAGCCAGCUCUAAAUAAAAUUUAAAGAAACGCAUCCUUGUGUAAGUUAUCGUUAUCUUAACUUCACAACUUGAAAUCUUAAUGGCAACAGUAAUGAUCACUGUAAACGCUUUCUUUAAAUUUCUCCAAGAACUUAUCGUGGUGUAAGAAUCUAAAAUUAUCAAACACUUAAAAAGUAUCAUCAGUUUGUGAUCGCUUUGAAAUACAUUAGGCUACAGUGGGUUUGCCUGCGCUCAACAACUCAGUUCUCUUCUACGAAGAUCGCCAGAUCAAUGAGCCGGCACGUCACCUCAAGUUCCGAUACUUUAAGCCCUUAGCCCUAUAACUACUAUUCACAAACUGUAGAUGAGAAGAAGGAAAAAAAUUUAUUUUAUUUAUCUGUUGAUUCAUCAUUUUACUUUAAGGACUUAAUCCGUGUUACCCUAAUCCUUGCAAUGGAGGGAAGUGUAAACAAACGGCCAACAGCUUCAAAUGUUCAUGCCCCCCUGGAAAAGUAGGAGAGUUUUGUGAGGGUAAGACAUUGAUUUUUAUUUCAUUUCAGAAAAAAUGGGAGCUAGCUAGUGAUCCUCUCAUGUAUUCUUGGGACAACACUGAAGGACGCAGACUAGCUUAACGUUUCUUACUUACUUAGUCAAACCACAAAUGCUUUCUGAUAAAUCUCUUUUCAUUUCCUAUACCAAGGAAAUGUAACUAUAAACUACGUUAUACUGUUGUCAUUUAUCACAGAAAACGACCCAUGCUUGCCUAAUCCGUGUCAGAAUGAAGGAGGUUGCGUUGCGCUCAUUCAUGGUGCAUAUAAGUGUACUUGUCCUGUGGCAUUUGUGGGAACUUUGUGCGCAGGUAUGGAAUAAUUAAUCUGGGAUUACUUUGUCAUUGAUAAAAGCGAAAACAUAUUGUCAUUUCCAAAUUUAACAGCCGAGAUACUUUAUGCUAUGUCUGUUCAGCUAAUUAAUCCACAGUAUAUAGCUUUUGUACCGCAUUUGAUCUGAGCAAAAUCCAAAACUUUCUGGAGCGCUUCAACGGAUUCAGAACCAUCCAAUACUUUCAAUGAAGUUGGACUUUGUCUAACAUUUAAGCUUUAUUAUGUAUCAGUGUUAGACUUCCAACGUUAAUAAUUGUUUAUUUUAUUAUUAUCACUAUUAUUUUUCAGAUCCCAACCCCUGCCUUCCCAGUCCAUGCCUAAAUAAUGGCACAUGUUUAAAUACUGGUAUCACAUUUCAGUGUCAAUGCCCUACAGGAUUCUACGGGAAGCGAUGUGAACGUACGUUGUCAGUGUUUUAAAACUUGUAAUCUUAAGUUUUUAAGACAUACAUACAAAUACUUGGUUUCGGAAAAAUGUCCAAACCUAUGAAAAGGCUGGGCAAAUCGUCAGUAAUUCAUUCCUGUCGAAAAGAAAGUGCCGGUUACCUUAAUAUUGUGAUACUAUCGAAAAGUGACAGAAAAAAUGGUGCACAUCAAAAGUUUGUUUGUUAGUUAAUUUUGUUUGUUUUUCUUUUCUCCCGACGCGCGAGUCGGAUUUUAUUCUUGGCCAUGAAAGCUUUCACUCAUAAAUUUAGAUGUACGAAGACUGAGAAUCUGCUUGCUUUACGUGGUGAUUUUGCAUUUUUUUUCCUUAAUUGGUUUUGUUUGCCCUUUGUUCACAGAUCAGUCUAAGUGUGUCCCUAAUCCCUGCCUUAAUGAUGGCACGUGUCGUGACGUCGAUAUUGCACGAGGUUACGUGUGCUACUGCUCCAUAGCGUACCUGGGACCCAACUGUGAAAGUAAGUGUUGGUUGAGAAGGCUACUAGAAAGAUGAAAAAGUUCGACAGUUGCCCUUUUUAUUUCACUUCUUUAUCCUUUGUUAAUAGAAAGAGCGGGCUUCAGUUCUCACUAUCGAACUUUUAUUGUGAUGUCCUAUCUACAGAGAGUUUUAUCUCUACUUAACAAAUAGAUUCCAUGUUGCCGUGCGUCUGUUCAGUAAUAGAUCACAGAUGACGUCAAAAUGUCGUAAAAACAAAGAAGUGGCACACGAGCCGCAGGCGAGUGUGUCACUGUUGUUUUUACCACAUUUUGACGUCCUCUGUGAUAUAUUACUGAACAGACCCACGGCAACAUGGAAUCUAUUUGUUUUAUACAAUGAUCAGAAAAGAAAAAGACCGAUACACAUACCUGCCUCGAACCGCUUGACCUUUUGAGGAUUUGUGCAAGUUUAGGCAUUUUUAAAGUCCCAAACCCAAAUUUUCAUCUUAGCUUCUUCUUUAUCUUACUUGUGUACAGUUUCUUCGAAAAGUUUUUCACCGUCUUUUCUUGCUCAAAGAGGAAUAAUAGCGAAAACAUUUUGCAAAACAGCGAGUCUCUCGUAACGAAGACACACGAUGGCAACUGUUGUGAAGAUUUCUUGUAGUUUAGGCAUUGUCAAGUAGUCAAUAGCUUUUUUGGUCUCCGUUUCUCCAUUUUUCUUCUUUGUAAAUAGCUCCUGCUAAACCUUUUCCAAAGCUUUCACUUGCUACAAUCCGAAAUAAUCUCACAAACAUUUUCAAAACCGCGUGUCAUGUUGAACAAAACAAAGAAAACAAGUUUCCCGUGACGUCAUCCAUGUAUCUGUACUCUAAUAGAUCAUGGGCAACGACCAAUCACAGCGCGCGUAGCAUUCACAUCAUUGUAUAAAUACAUAGAGAGCAUAGAAAUCCAUAGAAGCCCAACUUUCACUUGAAAAUUGAUCAUGAUGUGACAAGCUACGAGCAGUUGUUGCUCAUGCAAGUAUCUAAAUGUCACAAACGGUUCUUAUUAAGAUAACUAAAAUGCGUGCAGUUUCUCAGCUAGUUUGAGCUCCAUUGAAACCUAAACCAAUCAACAACAUUUAAGUGGGAGCCAACCACUUUGUGAACACAGAUACUGACAGAACAUAUAACAGUGAAAACUACGUAAAAGAAUGCCGUCAACUAGGUGAAAGCUUCAACCAAAGCACCAGCUCAACUUAAAUUUAGGAACUUGCAAAGACAUACAAGAUUUCUUUACGCUUAGAGAAAGAUGUUUCAUAGUGUCUCACCGAUGCUUUAUCAUGUCAUAUAGGAGCUAACCUAUGUCAUCCUAACAACCCUUGCCAAAAUGGCGGCACGUGCAAAUCUGAUGGGACGAACGUAAUUUGUCAGUGUGCACCAGGAUAUUUGGGACCUCAUUGUGAACGUAAGAAUUUAGCGAUAAAUGCAGCAAUAAAUUUGAUUGCUAGAAUAAUGCAUGGUGAUACAACUAAUUCAAGAGUUUUAGACGAACUGUCCGACUGUUGAGCAUCGCUUAGUCAGUUCAAAGUUAGUGCUCUCAGUAGAAACCACUUCUGUCUUUCGAACGAUUUUUUUUUAACUUUCCCUUCUUCAAAUUUAAAUAGAUGACAUGAGGUAACAUUUACUUGUAUUCGUUAUCAAUAAGGUGCAGAAAUGAGAACGUUUUCUAAGAAAACGUUAUUGUGCGCUUUAAACUAUGCCAUCGAAGUUAGGCGUUAGCUGUUUGGGAAAACGUCCAUGCUGAGAAAGACUUUAUCGUGCUCAUGACUUAUAUCAUGUUUUACUUUAGAGUUCAACUUCUGUCACUCAUCGCCGUGUAAGAAUGGUGGAACAUGUACUCCCAACACAGACAGUUUUCAUUGUGACUGCAAACAAGGAUUUUUUGGGAACACAUGUGAAGGUAAAAAAUUAGUAGUAGCAGUGACAAUGUUACUUGAAAAGCAUCUUGUUAAUCAUUACUUAAUAAUGCCCUUUAAUUUCUCAGCUGUGAGCAGUAAUUGCUUCCCGAAUCCUUGCAAGAAUGAUGGUCUGUGUGCUGAAGUGAAAAACAAAGAGGGUUAUAUGUGCAUCUGCAAAGGAGGAUAUGCCGGACGACAUUGUGAAAGUAAGCUUUGUGAUUGGCUAAAUAUUCGCGCGACUUUCACAGCUAAUCAGGGUUUUCCAUGCUUAGCCCUGCCUUCCUUUAGUUGACAAGCAUUCGGGUUAUUUGUUUCUUGCGUCUGCGGCUACUGCUUUUCUUCUCAGUGCUUUAAAAAACAGUAACAAGUAAGCAGGAUUAAACUAUGUAGAAGAACUGAGCUAAAUGUUUAUGUUUAAUGUUUAGGAAAUGGGAGUAAGAGGACUCUGUGAGAUAUUGGAUUCAGAAAGAAACCAAAUGUUAUAGAGCUGAAAAGAACCUUUCGAAAAGUUAAGUGAUCGUCUUUAGAAUGGUUAUCAAUUUCUUCCUCAGUUAUCCUUUUUUUCUAGGGAAAGAUGCGUGCAUACCAAACCCUUGUAAACACGCAAGUACCUGCUUGCAAGCUCAUAAUGAUCGAGGGUAUCACUGCCUUUGUGCUCCCGGAUGGCGCGGAUAUGUCUGCGAACGUAAGUAUAAGUGAUAUCAUUUCAAUUGAUUUUUGAGAGCUUACUUCAGAAAAACUUAUAAACAAAAUAAUUCAUCUGAGUGAUUUUGUGGGAAAGUGUAAUGAGCUGUUUUUGUAAGAAGGUCUUCUCAAUUACUCUAACUGCAAGUUAUCCCCAUAGGGCGUUGCAUCCUUGACCACACUGCGGAAACGGUUUCUGUCAAUUGCCAAUCUUCCAACUUCUAUCAGAGACAUGUUCAAAACAUCCCGUAUGUCCCUUUUCCAUUGCCUUCUCUGUCUUUCUCUCCCAGUUCUUUUUUCCCAACUGUCUUUCCCUCAAAGAUGAUCUUUCCCAAGCCGUCACUCACUUCUUUUCAAAUUGCCCAAAUACUCCAGCUUCAGUCUUCGCACUUAGUUGCGGGGAAAUACUCCGUUUUCAAAAUCUUUUUCAAUUUAUCUUACCAAGGAGCCGAUCUCUGCCUUCCCAUAAAUCCGUGUCUUCAUGGUGGAACAUGUUACAACGCAUUGGAUACGUACAUAUGUCACUGCCCUCCACGAUACUCAGGAAACAACUGUACAGGUGUGUAAAAUAAGUUGAGCGUCCAGAAGGUCAAAACUAUAUAAACAUGAAAGAAUGUUCUUAAGUGUGGCUGUCAUAUUGGUGCCGUGGUAAGAGCACUCGCCUCCCACAAAUAUAGCCCGGGUUCGAAUCCUGGCGUCGACGCCAUAUGUGGGUUGAGUUUGUUGUUGGUUCUCUCCUUUGCUCCGAGAGGUUUUUCUCCGGGUAUUCCGAUUUUCCCCUCUCCUUAAAAACCAAAACUUCCAAAUUCCAAUUCGAUCUGGAACGUACGGACACGUUUCAACGAGUUCUUAUUAACUCCUUAGUGCUCUGUGGGUAAACAAAUUGCAAUUUACCAUUUACAAUUUUACAUCUUCUCCCAGCGUAACAAAAUUACCAUCAUGAUUUCAACUGACAGUGUUUUACAAUAUGCAUAAGUAACAUCAUUUUUUUUUUCUAUGAUAUAGUCGACAAGUGUAAUCGUUGUGACAUGAACGCAAACUGCAUUAGUGGGACUUGUGAAUGCAGACAAGGAUUUGUGGGAAACGGAUUCACCUGUACAGGUAAAUAGAAAGCUGUAAGUAAGCUCUUGUUCAAUCUGCGAAAAUGUUAUAACAUUUAAACGGUAAACUUGGUUUAGUUAGUUAUUUGUAACUGAAAGUUGCUUUUGCGUGUGUCAAGUAUCCCCCCUGAGCGUUUCCACAAAAGAAUCAAAUCCUUUUUUUCUUUUUAUCUGCCUUGCUCCAUUCCUUUCUUUUAAUAAUCGUGGAGUUUUCCUUUCCUUGACCAAGUGGUGCUUUCUAUAAUAACCAAAGGCUUCAUUACGUUAUAUGCAAUGUCUCAUUUUAUUUCCAACCCUUUCAUUGUCACAAAACAUUUUCUUAUAACCAUAAUUUUAGUUGCCGGAGAUCCUUGCCGUCCCAAUCCAUGUGAAAAUGGUGGAACAUGUAAUCCUGGACACGGUGGAAAGAUAUUUGAGUGCAUGUGCCGAGAGGGAUUCACUGGAGAUAAAUGCCAAGGUAAAUUUACAGCAGACGUACACUAUUCUGCUUGACAUAAUAUAUUCUCACCUAAACGGACCACGCUAAUGACAGGCACCUUUAAUUCCCCCUUUGUGAGCUUUCUAUGACAGCUAAGACAUGAUACUCCAUAAAGAGUAAUAUACGCUGUACCAUAUAAUCCUCUGAUAGCAGUAAGGUGAUGGUAACAUAUUACCUUCCACAAAUGAGUCUUGUACAUUGAUAACGCAUUAAGGUUUGCAAAAAGAUUACCCUGUCAAUGAGAUACCAGAAAAGGACCUUUGAAUUUUACUCCAUGAAGCACUGCACGAGACUGACACAAACGUAACGGCAAGUAGGGAGAACGCUAAAGUACUAUCCUUUUUGAUAUCCACAGUCUCGAAGAGCGCCUGUACGUCAAGUCCUUGUGUAAAUGGAGGGACAUGUGUCGAUGCAACAAACAAUGACGGAUCUUUACUAGAGGCCGUGGUGUUUGCAAACCACACACAGUUCAUUUGCGUAUGUCCUAAAGGAUACGCGGGAGUGAAAUGUGAGAGUAAGUUACCAAAGCAAAUGGCUUGAGUUUACUGGUGCAUGCAUUUAUAACUAAUGAGCGAGGUUAAAGAGCCUUUCUCUGCUUUAGCCUUAACGAACUCUCUUAGUGAGAAGUGCGUACCGGUAAAACACCGUUGCUUCAGGAGUGUUACAGGAAUAAAAUGUCUGACAGACAAAUACGUUAUGAGGGGGAUUCACCCAGUACUUGGCUGCCUACACUCUUCGGGAGUGUCCACACUUGGCGCCCGGAAACCAUUGCCUGGGUACCAGAAGAAAAUGGUGUUGUGUUCACACCUAGAGAACCCGGACACGUGACUGCGUACAUAGUUACUCCAUUACACCCUGUCAGACGCCAUCUGGAAACACGAUCUUAGCAGAGAGUAUAAAGCAGUGGACUGCCCCAGAACUAACAAAAAAGGUGUACAAACAAGGAGAAGAUGUCCACUUUAGUACUGAAGGACAAGGUACCAUAUAGUGCCCAAAUUCUAGCAUGGAUACUUGAAAAAUGGGUAACUUACAUUUUUUUAGUGCCCAACGAGUAGGGUCCUUGGGCACUGUGCCCGGGUACCACGUGUGAACUCUGCCCUAUGUAGUCACCUACGACACACAUAACGGUAGUCAUGUUCCCCGAUAUCCGUAAUAUAUUCGCACUAUACCCAGUGUGUAAUAACUCACAUGUUAUUUAUUAAAAUAGAACUGGUGAUGACAAAUCCCUGUUCUACUCAUCCUUGUCUGAACAAUGGAACGUGUUUUGAUGAAACAAACAGUGCUGGAAUGGACUUGAAACUCGUCAACGCUCUGGACUUCCGGUGCUUCUGCCCGAUUGGUUAUAGUGGAAUUAUAUGUCAAGGUAUGAAUAACAGUGGAACCCCGCCAUUUCCUGACACUUGCUUCGUAAAAGCUGUGAUGCAAAUUGUUCUUGAAUCUAAUAACACAUUACAGUGCAGUUAAAAUCCUCCAGACGGUAAACUUGCUACCAUCGAGUUGCACUGGCGACUACAUCUUUUUCUUAAUUUAACCGAACAAAAAUUCAGCAAUAGUCGACUGUACAGACAACAUGUGGCUGCGCGAUCAGCUAGAUUUACGCAUGCAUGUACACUGACAGCUAUAUAACCCGGUUGAGGUAGCCAUGGAUGGUUGAUUCGUCUUUGCUAGAACUGUCAAAGUGGCUCAGCCCUAGUUCAACAAAACAAAUCGAGAGAAUUAUUUAGCCUAGCGUUUAUUGUUGAUGUUCCUUUGAUUGACCUGUGCUAUUAAUUCUCGUUAAAACAGAUCCUUAUACAGCUUGUCAUUCAAGCCCUUGCCUUCAUGGCGGAACAUGUCUGGAUUCAUCAAACACAGCUGAUGUGGCAUUUAAUGCCAAUGGAUACAAGUGCCUCUGUGUUGAGGGUUUUAGAGGGAUUAAUUGUGAAGGUGGGCCACUUAAAAAAACAACUUACUUAAACUUCCAGAAAGGACAAUUACCAAUUUAAAUUUUGUAUGCAAAUAUUCAAAAGCCUGUUUUCUUUUUUUUGACAAAAGAAAAAAUCUAGCAAUACCAACUACUAUAAACCUCUCCCGAGUGGCAAAUCUUCAGAACAGUGACUUUCUUACUGCCCACAAAUAUCAGAUCGCUCUGAUGUAAAAAAGAGUUGCAUGAAAAAGGGAUUAAAUUAACUAAAUGACUCAUUCUUGUUUUUAUCUCAUAUCAGUUAAUGCAGCAGGCGUUCCAGAAACGCCGAAACCUCCAGUAAAUGCCGUGGGUAAGACACAUAUUUUAAUUUGAUUUUAAGAUAUUACAUCUUUCUACUAUUACUAUUACAUCUUUCUCGUAGUUUCUCUUUCUCGUAGUUUCAAUUAAGUUAUGACUUCUUUUUUGAUAUUCAAAGCCGCCAUACAGGGAACAUUCAAGCCAGUGGUGGUUUACAAACCCUCGCCCACAGGUGAGUCCGCUUCCCUCGCGGUAUGAUACAAACCUGUUCUACUACAGAAUAGAUUAAAUGACUAAGCUGCCCCCGGUUUUAAGUAUGUCAACCUUUACAGGGAAGGCGGAGCAGGAAGAGGGGUGGCUAGGGGGCUUUAGCCGCCCCUCCCUCACUUUUCCAGAGGAAUUUUAUUCUUGUUUUAGUAUGAGAUACGCAUGAAGAGUAAAGAAAAAGAAAAGAAAAGGAAAAAGGUCUGGUUACCACAGAUAACCACAGAUGAAGUUAGAUUAACUGAAGUGCGAGCCGGAGACUGGCACGAGGGAAUCGCAGAAGGCAUGCGUCUGGUCUUUAGUGGUAUCGUUCUCACAGACGGAGAGCUUUUAUAAAAAGGCAGACCAGUGUACUCUGUGGGCGGGAUGUAUAGAAGGCUGAGAAAUUUAUUUCAAGUCUACAAAACCUCUAUGACUGCUGUAAACACUAGAAGUACCUGUCAUUUUACACUUUGUCCCGGUUGAGAUUUUUUAAAGAAAUAUCUCAUGGAGAAUGUUGAAAGUAAAAUUUCCUAGCCUCUAGAGUCAACAAAUUUUAUGGGGAAAGAUGCCCCCGGACCCCCCUACAACGCGCUCGUUUUCAAGCCCCUCCUCCAAUCCCCCCAGUUGAAAGUUGAAAAUAGGCUCCGCUGUCCCAACGAUUUCCAUUUAUUGCUACAUUUCUCGGCAAAGGUAGUUGCAGGGCAAACGUGUUCACGACUUGAGAUGAUUCCGUCGUUGUAAUAAUGAAUGUGGAGGUUUUUGUAUCAGUUGUUAGAAUUUUUUGCAUCAAUAUUCGCCCGAACUAAUGCAGCUAGUGUACCACCUUUCAGUUCACGUGAUCGAUGUCAAUCAAGUACCUCGUGGACCAACAACUAACCAAGGUAAUUCUUCGUCCUCACAUGAACAGUUGUCCACAAGUUAAUCACAGCCAAGUAAAGACAGAUUUUUUUUAAAAUUAUCUGUGAAAUUUCAGAAGAGGGUUGAAGAGACCCUGUUAAAAAGUAGAAUUUUUUUCUCGUGGCUUUGUCAACUAGAACGUUCGUUAACGCCAAAGAUAACCUCCCGUAUGCAGACACUUGCCGUGACCACGACAAAAAAAAAUCAUUUUUACUGCCUAUAAGUAGGCCCCUUUUCUGUUUCAAUUAAAUAUUAGUUUUUUAUUCAGGAUUGAGUGAUUGGUGGAUUGAUUGAUAAAUUGAUAUUGUGUUACAGCUUUACCUGUUUUGAUGCCUAUAACACCUCGAGCCCCAGUUAAAACAGGAUUUCAAAGUGCUACACCAGAGCCACAGCGAGCCAACCUCUUUGCCAAGCCUGUGCCACUUCCAGCCCAACCAAACAUAGCUGUUGCACCUGUCGGAGGUUCACCUAGUUCCCUCGGUUACCUCGUACCAGCAUCAUCAGCCUCGCUACCAUACAUAGCCUCUCCAAAUAUGGCAGCCGCUUCUGCACCAGCUCCCUUCUAUGUGGCUCCUGUAACCAAGCCAACGUCUUCUCAAAUACCAUCCUGGGGUUUAAUCCCUUCAGUUCCAGUCGGCUUAUCCCCCGGGUUAGUUGCGGCGCCAGCAGUUGCAGAGCCACCUGCAAUUAUCAUGCCCCCGGGGCUAAAACCACCGCCAGAUAAAAGACCUCCAGUUGUGGCCAUCCAUGGAGCGACCCUUAGAAGGGUCAGGAUACCAGGACGCCAACAAGGCUUAUAUCGACAGACGGUAAAUAAUUAUCCACCUGGUUAUGCAGAAUAUUAUGGCGGUAAUAGAAGACGAACAUCGUACAGUUAUCAAAACUCACCAUAUUAUAAUUCUCCAAGACAGUGGGGUACAGAUCGAUAUUAUCCUGCAAGUAGUUAUCAAAGAAGUCAGGGAAUCGGUAAUUCGUACCAAAGAAGAUACGGCAGACAAACAGACGAUUAUGGUCGAGGUAAAUACUAG
This is a messenger RNA of Porites lobata, 17638 nucleotides long. Lineage: Eukaryota; Metazoa; Cnidaria; Anthozoa; Scleractinia; Poritidae. The record is from the annotation of a GenBank genome assembly.